AUGAAGCUCACUGUGAAAACUCUCAAAGGUAGCCACUUCCAAAUCAGCGUUCAGCCAAAUGACACGAUUAUGGCAAUAAAGAAAACCAUUGAAGAUGCAAAAGGAAAAGAUAAUUACCCAUGUGGUCAGCAGUUGUUGAUUCAUAACGGGAAAGUACUGAAAGAUGAAAGUACCUUGGCUGAGAAUAAGGUCUCUGAAGAUGGUUUUCUGGUUGUCAUGCUAACCAAGCAGCCUGCACCUACUGCAGCAGCAGCAACUGCAGCACCAGUGAGUAAUCCAACUCCUGCAGCUGAAGCCCGACCAUCAUCACCUCUCCCUAAUAGCAGCAGAUCCGCUUCAGUUGCUCCCUCAAGCAACAGCCCUUUGGACCCUUAUGCUCAAGCUGCUUCAAAUUUAAUCGCUGGCAAUAGUCUCGAUCAAACCGUGCAACAAUUAAUUGAGAUGGGAGGUGGCAGUUGGGAUAGAGAGAUGGUUACUCGUGCACUUCGAGCUGCAUAUAAUAAUCCAGAGCGAGCUGUGGACUACCUGUAUUCGGGAAUUCCGGAGAGCCCAGAAGUUGCCGUUCCACUGGCCCAGCCAGCAGUUGAUUCUGUUAAUGUGACUGGUGCUGCUCAUGCCGCACCUGCUUCAGGGGCACCAAAUUCAUCCCCAUUAAAUUUGUUUCCUCAGGAGAACGUUUCUGGUGGUGGUGUUGGAUCCCUUGAUUUUCUAAGGAACAACCCUCAGUUUCAAGCAGUGCGUGCUUUGGUUCAAGGAAAUCCACAAAUUCUUCAGCCAAUGCUUUUGGAGCUUGGAAAGCAGAAUCCUUCACUAUUGUCGCUCAUACAAGAAAACCAACAGGAGUUCCUCCAAUUAGUUAACGAGAACGUUGAUGGUUCUGAAGGGGAUAUAUUUGAUCAAGGAGAGCAAGAAGACAUGCCUCAUGCUGUUAGUGUCACACCAGAAGAGCAGGAGGCUAUUGAAAGAAUGGAGGCGAUGGGUUUUGACAGAGCUCGUGUUAUUGAGGCCUUUUUAGCAUGCGAACGGAACGAAGAAUUAGCAGUCAACUACUUGUUGGAGAACGAUCGAGAUUUUGAGGAGGAUUGA
Messenger RNA from Striga hermonthica, 1086 nucleotides. Lineage: Eukaryota; Viridiplantae; Streptophyta; Magnoliopsida; Lamiales; Orobanchaceae. The record is from the annotation of a GenBank genome assembly.